Pseudogymnoascus verrucosus is the source of this 2186-nucleotide messenger RNA. RefSeq lists its product as uncharacterized. Lineage: Eukaryota; Fungi; Ascomycota; Leotiomycetes; Thelebolales; Thelebolaceae. The transcript is spliced from 3 exons. Bases 496 to 1833 code for a protein of 445 amino acids. The record is from RefSeq and is a predicted model, not a curated record.
CCUACCUGACUACUGGACUACUUGACCCCUCAUUCGCCCACGUCGGCCCACAAACACUGUGCGAAUUCUUGACGCUGGUCAUCAUCACUUUUCCUGCCCUGCCUUGCCUUGCCUUGCUUUGCCCUGCCCCGGAUAAUUAUCUCCACCAAGCUUCCUUCAAUACAACUCUCUCCGGCUCGACAACACCAACACACACACACAAACAUCAUCCUUCCAUCCCAUACCGAGUACAGACGUACAUAUACGCACCUUGACCCUAGAGCCAGCGCCCUCAGACACAUGGAGUUCGCAUCUUCCACGACCUUUUUCCGCUACAUGUACCACAAAGCUCUGCGAUAACAUCCAGCACACCCUCAGCCAGCGAAAAAAGGUGGACCACACCGCUAGAUCAACACACACGUGUACAACUCAUAUAGUGCCCAUCGCCCUUCCUUCCUCGGGCCCAAACUUUUUCCUUCAGCCUCGAUAAGCUUGCAAGAGACGAAAACCGCCAACAUGCGCGACCUCAGACGUCAAGCUCUCGAGAGCCACAAGACCGUGUCGCGAAAGGCCCAGUCCAAGGUCUCCUCGCGCGCCUCCUCCGCCGCUGGAUCCCGCGCAUCAUCUCACGCAGGCUCGAGAAAUGCGAGCAGGCACGGCUCAGAUGAAGAGGAAGAGAAUCUAAGUGAUAGCACGAACUGGAGCACAAACUCGAUCGACGAACUACUCUCCGGCGAAGGCGUUGAGGAUGACGGCACCGACGCCUGGAAACAGACCCUCAGUGUCCGCAUCGAAGAGAUCAUCGACCGCAAGCGCAGCAGCAUCCAGGGUCGCGAGCUUGCCUACGCAGUCUAUGUGCACCUCCUGACUACACACUACGCUUUCGAUACUAUCUCGUCCCGGAAAUCAGACCUUCUCGCCGCCUUCCUCAAGAGUAUCAAGGCCGAGAGCAGCGAGAAGGAGACACAGCUCGCCAUCCGCGCCAUCGCCGUGACCCUCAUCACUUCGCCGUCCGACGCUGCCUAUGCCACCGUUUUCCCAGCCAUCAAGCGCAUCUACACGAGCUCCGAGUCGAUUGCCGCGAAGACCACGGCGAUUUCCUCCCUCGGUUCAGUCCUCAUGUACGGUGGCGCAGCAGACGAAGCCACCGAGGAACUCCUUGACGAGCUCCUCGAGAUUAUCGAAUCCGACGGCACCUCCAUCGACGCAGCUGACGAAGCACCCGUCGUCGUCGCUGCACUCGAGUCCUGGGGCUUCCUGGCUACCUCCCUCGACGACAUGGAAGACCGUAGUGAAGAAGCCAUAGAAGCCUUUGUCGAGCAGCUCGAGAGCACUGACGCCGCCGUCCAGAUCGCCGCAGGGGAGAACAUCGCUUUGCUGUUUGAGAAAUCAUACACCGAUCGCGAAGAAGAUGACGGGCCCCCUGAGGAGAUAGAAGAUGAGGAGGGAUUUCCCUUGGAUACCUCGCUAGUCAAGCGCUACAACGUCUACCGCCAGACCAACCAGCUUCAGCACACCCUGCGCCAGCUCGCAGCCGUUUCCUCCAAGUCCAUCAGCCGUAAGGACCGCAAGCACCUGCACUCCAGCUUCGGCGAUAUCCUGUGUACCGUCGAGCACCCACAGCGCGGACCGCGAUACCAGAAGGCGAUUGACCAGGAGACUGGGAAGCGAUACGGGAGCCGGAUGAAGGUUAAGGUUCACGGUGGGGGUUCGAUGACGAUUGACCGGUGGUGGAAGCUGAUGCGACUGCAUGAGCUAAGACGUGUGUUGGGAGGUGGCUUUGUUGUGCAUUACGAACAUAACGAGGUGGUGUUUGAUAGCUUACCGAUUAUGAUGUCUCUACAAGACGACUAAAUGCAGACUUCGCUCCCAAAAACGGACUCCUGAGUCAACCCAUCAGAUGUCUCUUGGCCGACUUCAACUAAACACAUAUUUCGGGAAGCAUACGAUACCCUGGCGUUUAUCAUUUACAGCCCACGGACAAGACACAUACCGUGGCGCUUGGAGGUUUUCUCUCAUUUAUCUAUCUCUUGAUUUAAUAUUUGUUUUUGGGGCGGUGGUUGUGCAGGAUGGAAAAAAAGGGUGGAAUUCUUUAAGAGAAUCUUAAAUGACCUUUCGGCGGAUUUGCCUACUUGGUUGAUAGUUUAUUUAUCUUUGUUUUAUAAGAUGAUUUUAAGCAUGACGUGCGCGAGAAUAUAAGAAAUCGU